This is a messenger RNA of Jaculus jaculus (lesser Egyptian jerboa), 958 nucleotides long. It is a transcript of the gene Ptpmt1, whose product is annotated as protein tyrosine phosphatase mitochondrial 1. The record is from RefSeq and is a predicted model, not a curated record. Gene Ontology annotation, biological process: protein dephosphorylation. NCBI's taxonomy places the organism in Eukaryota, Metazoa, Chordata, Mammalia, Rodentia, Dipodidae. Gene Ontology annotation, molecular function: phosphatidylinositol-4,5-bisphosphate 5-phosphatase activity; protein tyrosine/serine/threonine phosphatase activity; phosphatidylglycerophosphatase activity. Bases 29 to 628 code for a protein of 199 amino acids. The transcript is spliced from 5 exons.
GCCGCUGCGCCUGCUCGGCCUGAGCGGCAUGGCGGCCUCCGCGUGGCUGGAGGCCGGCUUGGCCCGGGUGCUCUUCUACCCGACGCUGCUCUACACCGUGUUUCGAGAGAAGGUGCCCGGCCGGGCGCACCGCGACUGGUACCAUCGCAUCGACCCCACGGUGCUGCUGGGCGCGCUGCCGCUGCGGAGCAUGACGAGCCGGCUGGUGCUGGACGAGAACGUGCGCGGGGUGAUCACCAUGAAUGAGGAGUAUGAAACCAGGUUCCUGUGCAACUCCUCCAAGGAGUGGAAGAAUGUAGGAGUUGAGCAGCUGCGGCUGAGCACUGUGGACAUGACUGGGAUCCCCACCUUGGCCAACCUCCAGAAAGGAGUCCAGUUUGUUCUCAAGUACCGGUCACUGGGCCAGUGCGUCUAUGUGCAUUGUAAGGCUGGGCGCUCCAGAAGUGCCACUAUGGUGGCAGCAUAUCUGAUUCAGGUGCACAACUGGAGCCCAGAAGAGGCCGUAAGUGCCAUCACCAAGAUCCGAUCACACAUCCACGUCAGACCCGGCCAGCUGGAAGUUCUCAAAGAAUUCCACAAGAUUUCUUCAGGGGCAGCAAACAACACUGCUGACACAGCCAAGCUGUGAAGCACAGACACCAAGGUGUGUUGGAGCCGGUCCCGAGGCAAAGGUGCACACCACUCCCAGUCAACAGUGGCAUUAUUGCACUUCCACAUGCGCCGUGGGAUGGAUCCACCCACCACAUACAAGUCGCCACCAUGGUUGCAGGCUGCAGUGAUCUGGUGACACAAGCUGUUCUGUCCACUUACACUGAUGGAGUCAUCUUCUGCACAGUGCAAGGACACAGCCAGAGAGUGUGUACGAGAUGACUCCUUCCCAAUAAGGUAAAUGUGCACAUUUUCCCCAAUUUCCUGUUGGCAAAAUUAAAAAGAAAAAAAGACAUCUUUAAGGUCCUGG